Messenger RNA from Salvelinus fontinalis (brook trout), 2256 nucleotides. RefSeq names its product fibroblast growth factor receptor substrate 2-like. Gene Ontology annotation, cellular component: cell-cell junction; cytoplasm. NCBI's taxonomy places the organism in Eukaryota, Metazoa, Chordata, Actinopteri, Salmoniformes, Salmonidae. The record is from RefSeq and is a predicted model, not a curated record. Gene Ontology annotation, biological process: cell surface receptor protein tyrosine kinase signaling pathway. The transcript has 7 exons. Bases 517 to 2208 code for a protein of 563 amino acids.
CGCAUGCGCAGUAGGCUGCAUAUUCACCACAUUGAAAAUGUUUGCCUCAAACUCUCGGAAGUUUAGCCAAGAACUUGCUGUGAUUUACCCCCCUGCAAUAAAAACGGUGCGACUAAGAUAAACUAGCUUAUUUUGGGGGGGAUAUAUAUAGAGAGAGACAUAAAGGAUUAUACAUGGAUUUAUAUCAAUUUUCAUUAUCUUGCGGUCGAAAACAUGAAUGGUAGCCACCUUUGGAAGAAGUUGUGAUUUUUUAUUAUUUUUUUGGCGCUCUACUAGCUAACAACGCAGAGGAAAGAUGGUGGAGUUGAGCUAGCUUCAUAUGAGAUAGCAGAACUAGCUAGCUAGGUUGCUAUCGUUUGUGUCUGAAAAGUUUGGAAGAACUGCCCCCUUCCGUUUGCCAUACUCGCCCACAUCUUAUGUUGGCAUAGCAAGAUAAAGAAAACAUGAGUGCUCGGAAGAUGGAACCAGGGAUACUGGUGGUUGCAUCUAGACAUCAGAUGGUGCUCUGAAGAAGCCAUGGGUAGCUGUUUAAGCUGUCCAGAGAAGGAGUCAAUCCCAGAUAAUCAUCAAACCAAAUUUAAGGUGAUAAACGUGGAUGACGAUGGGAACGAGCUGGGCUCGGGCAUGAUGGAGCUGACAGAGGUCGAGCUAGUCCUCCACACCUAUCGCCGUGACGACGUCAAGUGGCCCUACAUGUGCCUGCGUCGCUAUGGCUACGACUCCAACCUCUUUUCCUUCGAGAGUGGCCGCCGCUGCCAGACGGGACAAGGGAUCUUUGCCUUUAAGUGUGCUCGGGCGGAGGAGAUCUUCAACAUGCUGCAGGAGGUGAUGCACAACCACAGCAUCAGUGUGGUGGAGGAGGCCGUACUGGAGACCAACCAGCAGGCCACACAUACUCCUGCCGCUCUGGGCUACUCUGUUCCCACGGUGCACAAUGGUGUCACCCGGAUCCCUUCGGUGGGCGACGCCCCCUCGCACCCCUCCACACGCCACCCGUCUGUGGCCAGCACCCGACUGCCCUCGGUGGGAGAGGAGUCUACACACCCCCUCCUAGUGGCUGACGAGGCGGUGCACACUUAUGUGAACACCACAGGCCUGCUGGAUGACCAGCCCAGCCCUCUGACUGCUCCAGCCCCUCUGGACAGCCCUGGCUCAGCCCAGUCCCAGUGCCCCCCUACACCACCUCCUCCGCGGGUAGCCAGACCAGAGCCCCAGGCCCAGCUCCAGGAAGAACCCCAGGUACUGCUGGAGUCCCAGGGGGUACGCUUCGUGCUGGGGCCCACCCCUGUGCAGAAAAAGAUGGCCAAGGGGAAGCAUCAGACUGAGGAUGGAGAUGAAGAGGAGGCAGGGGAGGACUCGGAGUCCCCGGAGCCUGGAGAGGGAGAGGCCAACGGCCACACAGACACGGGGGCCCCAGCCCCACCAGAGGGCCAUCCUCAGCCGUCCUCUACACACUCCAAUGGCUCCUCUGCCUCUGUCGGGGCUCCAGCCACAGCCCCUCGCCGCCAUCUCUUACCCCCCGUCACCCCUGACACCCUGCAGAAUGUCAACAACUCAGCCCAGCGGCGCACGGCCCUCCUGGACUACGAGAACCUCCCGGCCCUGCCGCCCGUCUGGGAGACCCGCAAGCCCAGCAACGAGGAGGGGGAGAACAACGGUGGAACCCGUGGAGGAGGCCAAGGGGGGCUAAAGAUGUCCUCCCUCAACGGCUACAACCAACACAGCCUCCUCCACCACUCCUACUCCCACCCCCUGUCGGCCCACCUCCCUCUGUCAGCCAUGGAGUCCUCCCACAACUACGUGAACACAGAGAAUGUGACUGCCCCCCUCAGCGCCCGCUGUGCCCCCGACACGGCACGCCGCCGCAGCGACGGGCCCAUCGUGUUCAACUUCGACUUCCGCCGGCCGUUGGGUCAGGAGCAUCCCAAGACGCUCAACUACAUCGAGGUGGAGAUGGAAACUACCGCCUCUUCCUCCGCAGCCUCCAAGGGUGCGUCCUCGGACACAAGCAACCCCCACACGCCCCGCACCCCAACCUCACCGCCUCUGCCCACCACCCCCACGCGCCGCACCGAGCUCUACGCCUUCAUCGACAUAGAGCGCACCGCCGCCAUGUCCAACCUGCAGAAGGCCCGGCCGCACGACGACGGGUCGUUGAGGAAAACGCGGCACAACAGCACAGAGCUUCCCACCAAAAGCACUGUCUGACUAUUACCUGAUCCGCCUGGCACCUUUUUCUACUAUUGGCACCUUUUU